GUAAUAACGUCGCGGUGACACGCGGUGCGUUUGGACGAAAGAAAAAAUUGUCCUUUGUGUCGAUACGUUGAAUUUAUAUCAUGAUAAGAUCCAAGAGUUCGUCAAGUGGCAACGUAUACUUUGCGUGAACGCACAACGAGGUGAUCAUGGAUCAGUUGAUUAUCUUGGUGUCGGUGGUUCAUCUGCUAUACUGCCCAUUUACGAAAGUCGAGGAGAGUUUCAAUCUGCAGGCGAUGCACGAUGUUCUUUAUCAUGGCUUCAAUUUAACGGAGUAUGAUCACCAUGAAUUUCCUGGAGUUGUGCCACGUUCCUUUUUGGGACCUAUUAUCAUAUCUGGUCUUGCUUCACCAUUGGUGGCAUGUAUUAAUUACUUAAAAUUCAAUAAAUUUUUUGCUCAGUAUAUAGUUAGAGCAACAUUGGGACUGUUGGUAAUAUUUACGUUCAAGUUAUAUAGACAAACUUUACAAAAAAUCUUUGGGGUGCAGUUUACAAAAUGGUUCGUGGCCAUAACUGUGACACAGUAUCAUUUUAUGUACUAUCUUAGUCGUCCACUGCCAAACACAAUGGUUAUGCCUUUAGUACUACUGGCCUUAUUUGGAUGGUUGAGGAAAAGUCAUGUGUUGUUUAUUUGGUCAUCGGCUGCAGCGAUAAUAAUAUUCAGAGCAGAACUUGCCAUACUUUUGGGAUUGUUCCUUUUACACAAUAUAGCGAGCCAGACACUUUCUGUACAAAGACUACUUAAAAUUGCGGUUCCAGCUGGUGUAUUGUUCUUAGCACUUACUAUUGCUACAGAUUCAAUAUUCUGGAGACGCUUAGUAUGGCCAGAAGGCGAAGUGUUUUAUUUCAACACUAUUCUUAAUAAAAGCAGUGAAUGGGGUACAUCACCAUUUUUAUGGUACUUCUAUUCAGCCCUGCCAAGAGGUCUAGCAUUUUCAUAUUUUCUAAUUCCUCUUGGGAUGUUCUUGGAUAUUAGAGUUCGCGUACUUACUGUUCCAGCUAUUCUAUUCGUUAUAUUAUUUUCGUUUUUACCACAUAAGGAAUUAAGAUUUAUAAUAUAUGUAUUCCCAUUGUUGAAUGUUGCCGCAGCUGCUGCUUGCCACAGAAUAUGGGAAAAUAGAGCAAAAACGACGUGGAAUAGUUUUCUAGCGAUAGCAGUCUUGGGUCAUCUUGUAUUAAAUGCUAUAUUCUCCAUGUUUCUACUGUGUGUGGCCAGUUUCAAUUACUCUGGAGGUGUGGCAAUUGCUAGAUUACACAGACUUGAGAGAGGCUCUAUCGAGCCAAUACAUGUGCAUAUUGAUGUGUUAACUGCACAAACCGGAGUAUCAAGAUUUACACAGACAAAUGCUUCUUGGAUUUACUCAAAACAAGAAAACCUUACUAUUGAUGAUCCUGAAAUGCUACAAUUUACUCAUCUCUUGAUAGAAGGAAGAAACCAAUUUUCACCAAAUAUAAAGCCUUAUCUUAAAACUUACGAUAUUAUUGAUUCUAUCGAUGGAUUUUCUCAUAUAACAUUAAAUUAUAAUAUGUUACCACCUGUUAGAAUUAAAACAAAGCCCAGCAUAUUUAUUAUGAAAAGAAAAUCGAAUAUCACGUAUGAUACUAAUAAAGCAAGUUCACAAACUUCUGUGAAAUAUUUUACAGACCAGGUAGAUGAUAUAAAAGAUGUAAAACUAAACAUGUCUUUUAAAGAAGAAAUAGUUAAUAAAGUUGUAGACUCAUUAGAAGAACUUGAAGAGGCAAAAGAAACUGUUGAACAAAAUUUUUCAGAUGUCGAAUUUGAAGAGACUAAAAAAGGAAAUGAUGCAAUGAAAAAAGAAGUAGAAAUACUUGAUUUGGCAGAUGAUAAUAUAUCUAUGGAAAAUACUACCACAUGGGAAAGUGAAAGAAUAAAUAAAUUAUCGUCGGAUUCGAGAGAUAAAAACGAAGAAAAUAUUGAUUCUCAAGAUGAUUUCAAUGAUGUUUCAGAUAUCAGUGAUGUGGAAUUUGAUAAAAAAACAAAAAUUGAAGAAAAUAUUAAGGGAAAAUCCAAAGAAGAUGUAAAUCUACGUCAGGAAACUCAAGGUAUUAAAGAAAGUAUAAAAAAAAUAAUUCAAGAAAAAAUGCUAGAAGCUAAACAAAGGAGAGAGGUUAAUGAUGAACGAAAAAAUGUAGAUCUUCCAAUGAAAUCAAUGAAAAAGAAAGGAGUAACACAGAUGUUAAAAAGAAUAGAAAUAUUGAAACAGGAAUUAAAAGAACCACCAAUUUUUAUAGAUAAAUCAGCAAUAACGGGAGAAGAACUUAAGAAACAUGUAAAAGAUGAUGAACGUACAAUUAGUAAACAGAAAUUAGUUUUACAAAAGAAAGAUAAAAUGAAGGUAAUAAAAUUAAAUAAUUUAGAACAAUCUGAAGAUAUAACAGAAGAAGAGAACGAAAUUGUAGAUGUAAAAACAAAUGCAAAAAAGAUUGUAAAGUCACGACAUAAAGUUGAUACAGAAUUCCCUGAGGCAAAAAUUGCAGAGGAAGAGAAUAAGGAAGAGAGAAUUAAAAUACCUAAAUUAAUGAAUGUAAGAGAAAGUAUAAGGAACAUAAUAAAUCAGUUUAAAGAAUUUGAAAAAAAUUUCAUACAUGAUGAUACAAUGGUAUCAACAAACGAUGUGAGUAAUGCAAAUUAUAUUGAGAGCGAUUCGCCUACGGAAAUGGAUUCUGCAGAAAAUGAUGAUCCAGUAAAAGAUGCUAGAGAGAGUCUUAAGGAAAUAAUAGAUCAAUUUAAAUACAUUAAACAUGAAUUAACUUCAGAGGAGGAUGAUCAAUUCGACGAAAUUGCAGCUAGAUAUAUGGAACGGCCAAUCGCUGAAACAUUGCUGCAAUUUAACGAAGCUCUGAAAACUCUAAUACAACAAAGAAAAAAAUCUUUAUCAAAAGAACAUGCAGCCAAUUUGCACGAUAAUAAAGAUACUUAUAUAUCAGAAAAUCAAAGAAAAUCAGAGAAAUCCAAUGUAAAUAUUAUAAAUAUCAAUAGAAAAGAAAACUUAUAGAAAAGUAGAGAAUGAGUUAUAAGAAACUUUAUUUAAUAAUGUUUCUAAGUAACUUUAGUAAGUGUUACUGGCA
Messenger RNA from Mycetomoellerius zeteki, 3087 nucleotides. RefSeq names its product Alg12 alpha-1,6-mannosyltransferase (gene Alg12). The transcript is spliced from 8 exons. Gene Ontology annotation, cellular component: endoplasmic reticulum membrane. The coding region runs from base 147 to 3014 and encodes 955 amino acids. NCBI's taxonomy places the organism in Eukaryota, Metazoa, Arthropoda, Insecta, Hymenoptera, Formicidae. The record is from RefSeq and is a predicted model, not a curated record. Gene Ontology annotation, biological process: protein N-linked glycosylation. Gene Ontology annotation, molecular function: alpha-1,6-mannosyltransferase activity.